Messenger RNA from Solanum verrucosum, 1716 nucleotides. RefSeq lists its product as uncharacterized. Bases 16 to 1716 code for a protein of 566 amino acids. Gene Ontology annotation, molecular function: protein dimerization activity. The transcript has 4 exons. The record is from RefSeq and is a predicted model, not a curated record. Lineage: Eukaryota; Viridiplantae; Streptophyta; Magnoliopsida; Solanales; Solanaceae.
AAAGAAGCAAGAGCAAUGACGAUUCAAAAAGUAGCUCGCUUCUUUUAUGAUAAUGGGAUCCCAUUCAAUGUAGCUCGCUCAAAAAGUUUUAAGGAAGCAAUUGAGGCUGUAGGAAGGUAUGGUCCAAACUUGAAGCCUCCAAGCUACCAUGAAUUAAGAGUUCCAUUACUUAGGAAGGAAGUUGAGUUGACCAAUGAGAUUAUAAACAGACAUAGAGAAGAAUGGGUGAAGUAUGGAACUUCCAUUAUGGCAGAUGGUUGGACAGAUAAAAAACAGAGAACUUUGAUAAACUUUUUGGUGAAUUCUCCACAUGGAACAGUGUUCAUUGAGUCGAUAGAUGCUUCCUCACUUGUUAAGACCGGAGAGAAGUUAUGUGAAUUGCUAGAUAGAUAUGUGGAACGCGUUGGAGAACAGAAUGUGGUUCAAAUUGUAAGUGAUAAUGGUAGCAACUUUGUGUUGGCUGGUCAACUGUUACAGAGAAAAAGACCACACAUAUUUUGGACGCCAUGUGCAGCUCAUUGUAUAGAUCUUAUGUUAGAAGACAUAGGGAAGAUUCCUAUCAUCAAGAAGACCCUCCAAAAAGCAAUUGCCCUUGUCGGUUUCAUUUAUGGACACUCAGGAGUCUUAAAUAUGAUGAGAGAUUUCACUAAAAAUAAAGAGUUGGUGAAAUGUGGAAUUACUCGAUUUGCAAUGAGUUUUCUGACUUUGCAACGGUUGCAUUGUCAAAAAACAAAUCUGCGAGCAAUGUUUACAUCUGACAAAUGGGUGAUUAGUAGGUGGGCUAAGUUACCAAGGGGGAAAAGUGCACCACAUAUUGUCUUGACGGCAACAUUCUGGAGUCAGGUUUCUAAUAUUUUGAAGAUAAUGGGGCCUCUUGUUAAAGUGUUGCGAUUAGCUGAUAAUGAGAAAAAACCUGCCAUGGGGUACAUUUAUGAAGCCGUGGAUAGAGCUAAGGAGGCUAUUGCAAAGGCAUUUGAAGGGAAUGCUGCAAAAUAUAAAGAUAUCUUUAAGAUUAUUGAUGAAAGAUGGCAAUGCCAAUUGCAUCAUCCAUUACAUGCUGCUGGACAUUAUUUAAAUCCAGAGUUCUUCUUUCAAAAUCCAGGUAUUGAGAAUUGUCAAGAAGUAACAGAUGGGUUGUAUGCUUGUAUUGAAAAAUUGGUUCCAAGCACUGAAGUACAAGACAAGAUCAUAUCAGAGAUACCAUUGUACACAAGAGCUGAACAACAAUUUGGCCUUCCUAUUGCAAAAAGAGCUAGAACGAAAAGAUCUCCUGUUGAAUGGUGGAAUUUAUAUGGUAAUUCAGCUCCCAAUCUCCAAAAAUUAGCCAUUAGAAUUUUGGGUUUAACAGCUAGUUCUGCUGGAUGUGAGCGUAACUGGAGUGUGUUUGAGCAUAUCCAUACCAAAAAAAGAAACAGAUUGGAGCAUCAAAGAUUGAAUGAUCUAGUGUUUGUUAAGUAUAAUCGUGCUUUAAAAGCUCGUUAUGACUUGCGGAGUGUCAUUGAUCCAAUCUCGUUGGAUAACAUUGAUCAUAGUAAUGAAUGGUUGGUUGGGAAGAUGGGUAUUAAUAUGGAAGCAGAAGAUGAAUUGGUGUUUGGUGAUGACAACUUAACUUGGGGUGAUGUUUCAAGAGCGUCGGGCAGUGAGGAUGUGUUGGCAUACACAAGGCGACAAAAGAGACAGUCGGAAGUUAUUACAACUAAUGCCUCAAGUUCCUGA